AUGCCGCAAGGAGAUUACAUAGAGCUACACAGGAAGAGACAUGGCUAUCGCCAUGAUCACUUCGAGCGCAAGCGCAAGAAGGAGGCUCGUGAAGUUCACAAGCGUUCCCAAAUUGCACAAAAGGCAUUGGGUAUCAAGGGUAAGAUGUUUGCUAAGAAACGUUAUGCCGAGAAGGCCCAAAUGAAGAAAACAUUGUCUAUGCACGAAGAAUCAUCAGCGAGACGUAAGGUUGAUGACGAAGUUCAUGAAGGAGCUGUUCCUGCCUACCUUCUUGAUCGUGAAACAACUACUCGGGCAAAGGUUCUUAGCAACACCAUUAAGCAGAAGAGGAAGGAGAAAGCUGGCAAAUGGGAGGUACCUCUACCCAAGGCGUAUUCACCGACACCUCCUCGGACUAUGUCCGACAAGCCAACAAGCCGGUCUAUAUCCCAAGAGUCUUCGAUCCUUAGCUUCUCGGGACGAAUGGCUUUGGUUUCGCUUGAUUCAAACCAUCUAUAUCGAGCCACAGCUUAUGACGAAGAUUCAGGCAAAACCGAGUUUGGAUGGAACUAA
This is a messenger RNA of Ilex paraguariensis (yerba mate), 552 nucleotides long. Lineage: Eukaryota; Viridiplantae; Streptophyta; Magnoliopsida; Aquifoliales; Aquifoliaceae. The record is from the annotation of a GenBank genome assembly.